GUUUACUUUUGAACACGUGAUUUUUUAAGAUGAUUAUUCAUUGUAAAAUAGCCAAACUCCAAUGAAAUACAAUUUUCCAAUCAUGUGACAAAUCUUUCCCGCUGUCCCGUGCAAAUUGUGCAUAGCGCGAUUGAUACUCAAUAGAUAUGGACGCAUGUAAUUCUGAGGAAGCAAUGCCAAUGGAGUUCGAGACGCUUAAUCUGGCCGAUGUCGACUUUCUGCUAGAAACGACGGAGAAAGAUGACAUUAUCCUCUCUCAAAUGUGCGACGAAAUUGAAACAUCGGAGCAAGAUGACCUUCUGCUGUCUCAAGUGUGUGAUGAAAUUGAAAUGAAUCAUCAACUGGCCGAAAUUCAGUUACACGAGACAACGGAUUCUCUCGAUAUACCAAGCUUCGAUUUCAACUUUGAGCCCAAUGACCCGAAAGACACGAGGUUUGGUAAAAUUGUUGAUGAAAGCGAAAUUCAAGCGUUAAUUGAAAGCCAGGAAAAUAUUAACACGAAGAAGAAUACGCGAUGGGCCUUCAACAUAUUUGAAAGUUGGCGACUUGAACGUAAUAGCCAGGGUCAAGGUCAAGAGUUAGUAAUACCCGAGUUGGUCUCGAUGGACGCUGUUCAGCUCAACUUUUUCUUGGGACGUUUUAUAAUGAGUGCGCGCAAAAGAGAUGGCCAGGAAUAUCCUGCAAAAACUCUAUAUUACAUAUCCUGUGGCAUUUUAAGAUACCUUCGCGACAAUUGGCGUAUUCGACUGGUUGAUUUCGUGAAGAAACAAAAAGUUGAUGACAUCUUUUUACAUUCGACUGGACUUUUCUGA
Messenger RNA from Saccostrea cuccullata (small rock oyster), 812 nucleotides. RefSeq lists its product as uncharacterized. The record is from RefSeq and is a predicted model, not a curated record. Lineage: Eukaryota; Metazoa; Mollusca; Bivalvia; Ostreida; Ostreidae. Bases 147 to 812 code for a protein of 221 amino acids. The transcript has a single exon.